CAUUGCUUGGUCUUCUUGGUAUACUUCUUUGGGCAUUGCUGCGAACACUAAGAUGCAAUUCGCGAUAAACACCGCCCACAAGGGUGCACUGCUUGCACUCAUUGCAAGCGCUAGAGCUGCGCCGACGACCACCAUAUCCGCUGCUGAAAAUGCAGGUGCAAGCAGUGCGGAUGUGUAUCCUCCUGCCGGCACCGAGGUCAACUCUCAACUCUUCCCGCCCGAGUCUGUAGUCGGCUUCCCUGGACCAACACCAACAGGAGCCGAGCCUAAUGCCAUUCAGACAGCGCCGUCAUAUCCCUACAAUGAUGGCGAUGCGUCUUCGUACCCACUCAUCAAGCCUCAGCCGCAUGGCAGUGGUUCACAGUCGCCAAACUUUGACAUCACAAAGUACUGGGGCAACUUGAGUCCCUGGUAUUCUGUUCGAAGUGCAGACUAUGGUCUUCCUGAUGCUAGUCCUCUGAUUCCUGAUGGUUGCGACAUCACGCAAAUGCAUCUUCUUUACCGUCAUGGCGCUCGGUACCCAACUAGUGGUGCAGCGCCUGCGACCUUUGCCCAAAAGAUUGCGAAUGCUACGAAGACUGGCCUUGCUGUCUCUGGAGAGCUUUCCUUCCUAAGCGACUGGACGUACAAGUUGGGCGCAGAGCUUCUCACGCCAUCUGGCCGCAGCAUGAACUUCCUACUAGGUGUCGAGUACCGUGAGUUGUAUGGUCAUUUGCUCAACAACUUCACAGAAGCUGGUACUAUCCCGGUCUUCCGAACACAGUCUCAAGAUCGUAUGGUGAAGACUGCGGAGAACUUCGCUGCCGGCUUCUUUGGCGUGCCUGAGUACAUGGACGAAGUCAGCAUUGAAUUGCUCGUCGAGACUCAAGGUGUCAACAACUCUGGUGCACCCUACGAAAUCUGCAACAACUCGAACAUUGCCACACGAGGAAGCAUCGGCAGCCGUGUCGCGGCACAAUUCGCGAACAACGCUUUCAAUGCCACUAUCGCUCGUCUCCAGUCGCAGGCUAGCGGCAUUAACUUUACCUCCACUGAUGCCAUCGCUAUGCUUCAGCUUUGCUCAUACGAGACACACGCUCUCGGCUACUCCGCUUUCUGCAAUCUGUUUAACGAAGAAGACUUCUUGAAUUACGAGUACUAUUUUGACCUCUCGUUCUAUUACAACAACGGCCCUGGUUCACCUGUCUCGGCAGCGCAAGGCAAAGGCUUUCUUGACGAGUUUAUCGCGCGCUUCACUCAUCAAUAUCCUGGGCCCAACUCGGCAUUGAAUGAGACAUUCGACAACUCCUCAACAUACUUUCCGCUUAACCAGUCCAUCUACGCAGACGCCACCCACGAAGUGGUAGUCCUUGAUACGCUCACCGCUUUCAACCUGACAGCUCUGUUCAAAGGUCCACCAUUAAAUCCUCAAGGCAAUCAAGGCCAAAACAGUUUUGUAGCCAGCAAACUGGUACCAUUCGCGACGCAUUUUACUACACAAGUGCUUUCUUGCCCAGCUAUGCAACCAUCUAAGCAGAUCCGCUUUAUUGUCAAUGACGCUGUCGUUCCAAUCGACGAAUCAUACCCGGGCUGCCCAGCUAAUCCCAACGGUCUCUGUUCGUUCGACAAUGUAGUCGAAGUUUUGCAGAAACGCAGUGCUGAGAUCGACUUUGAUUAUGAUUGUUUUGCAAACUAUACAGCCGCUCCUGGACAGGAUUAUAAUGGCAGGGCACCAAGGUCUUAGAUCAUAUCGGGAAGCAAAAGCAGCUCUAGAAUCAGAAGAAAAUGAUAAUGCAAUAUAAUGCAACGAAACUUGAUGGAAUUGUCAUUCGCGCUCUAUCCUCAUUGAGGAUUCACUCGCUAGUUGCUACGGCGUGCACAGC
Alternaria alternata is the source of this 1862-nucleotide messenger RNA. Its product is annotated as phosphoglycerate mutase-like protein. The coding region runs from base 53 to 1723 and encodes 556 amino acids. The record is from RefSeq and is a predicted model, not a curated record. The transcript is spliced from 4 exons. Gene Ontology annotation, molecular function: acid phosphatase activity. Lineage: Eukaryota; Fungi; Ascomycota; Dothideomycetes; Pleosporales; Pleosporaceae.